Molecule: messenger RNA, 5801 nt
Organism: Erinaceus europaeus (western European hedgehog)
Lineage: Eukaryota; Metazoa; Chordata; Mammalia; Eulipotyphla; Erinaceidae
Gene: IGFBP5
Product: insulin like growth factor binding protein 5
Exons: 4
Coding region: 777-1592 (271 amino acids)
Biological process (GO): regulation of insulin-like growth factor receptor signaling pathway
Cellular component (GO): extracellular region
Molecular function (GO): insulin-like growth factor I binding; fibronectin binding; insulin-like growth factor II binding
Source: RefSeq, a predicted model, not a curated record
AGUCUCUUCGGAAACUUCUACCCGAGGACAAGAGCUAGCCAAGAGCUGCUAAGCCGUGUUGGGGCUUUAUUCCUUCUUUUCUUUUUUUUUUUCUUUUUCUUUUAUCUUUUCCCCUUUUUCAUCACCUCUCCCUCUCCUCCACUUGCACCUUCUUCCAGCUUUAACCUGCGAGAAUUUCCAAGAGGUGGUGGGAGAAAAAGAGGUGUUUAGGGUUUGGGGUUGGUUCUUUUUUUUUUUUUUUUUUAUCUCAAUCUCUCUUUGCUUUCAACAUUAUCCCCACCACUACCAGCUGCAAAAGGCUGCUCUUCUCUGUUCUGCGGCUGCCGCUAGUGGCUGAGGGUUUAAAAAAAAUUUUGGAGACAGAUCCUCUCUCUCUCUCUCUCUCUCUCCCCCUCCCUCCGACCACCCUCCUCCCACCACCACUACCACCACCUUCCUGUCCUCCGCAGCCUGAGUGCCCUUGAUUCCGGUGUUUGCUGUUGGGGGUGUUUUGGGGAGACUCUGACCAGGCCGGGUUGGGGGGGCUGGCAUUCCCCCUCGCUCUGCUCUGCGUGCACCUGGCGCUGCCCGCUUUCGCCCAACCUGUUGCAAGUCUUUAAUCCCCGCGCUUGGGACUUGCACGCAGGCAUCCCAGCCCUCCACCUCUCCCCACGUUUUGCAAUUGUCUGGCGGAAGGCAGACACUUUAAGAAAGCAGUUUCUCGCCCCCCCCCCCCCGCCCUCCUCCUGGCACUCUCCUGCCCCGCCCCAAGGUAAAAGGGGAGCCUUUUGGAGAAGAUGGUGCUCACCGCGGUGCUCCUGCUGCUGGCCGCCUGUGCGGGGCCGGCCCAGGGCCUGGGCUCCUUCGUGCACUGCGAGCCCUGCGACGAGAAAGCCCUGUCCAUGUGCCCCCCCAGCCCCCUGGGCUGUGAGCUGGUCAAGGAGCCGGGCUGCGGCUGCUGCAUGACCUGCGCCCUGGCCGAGGGGCAGUCGUGCGGCGUCUACACCGAGCGCUGCGCCCAGGGGCUGCGCUGCCUCCCCCGGCAGGACGAGGAGAAGCCGCUGCACGCCCUGCUGCACGGCCGCGGGGUUUGCCUCAACGAAAAGAGCUACCGCGAGCAAACCAAGAUCGAGAAAGAUUCCCGGGAGCAGGAGGAGCCCACUACCUCUGAGAUGGCCGAGGAAACCUACCCCCCCAAGACCUUCCGGCCCAAGCACAGCCGCAUCUCCGAGCUGAAGGCCGAGGCGGUGAAGAAGGACCGCAGGAAGAAGCUGACCCAGUCCAAGCUGGCUGGGGCCGCCGAGAACACCGCCCACCCCCGUGUCAUCCCUGGGCCUGAGCUGAGACAGGACUCCGAGCAGGGCCCAUGCCGCCGCCACAUGGAGACAUCGCUGCAGGAGCUCAAAGCCAGCCCCCGCAUGGUGCCGCGUGCAGUGUACCUGCCCAACUGUGACCGCAAGGGCUUCUACAAGAGGAAGCAGUGCAAGCCUUCCCGUGGCCGCAAACGUGGCAUCUGCUGGUGCGUGGACAAGUACGGCAUGAAGCUGCCCGGCAUGGAGUACGUGGAUGGCGACUUUCAGUGCCACACCUUCGACAGCAGCAACGUUGAGUGAAGCAUCCCCUCCCCAUCCUUCUGUCCUCACCCCAUCCCACAAGCUCCAUCCAGCCCCUUCCCUCCCCACCCCACCCCCAACUCCAACCAGCACCUCCCUCCAACCCCAGGACGUCACUCAUUUCAUCUCAUUUAAGGGAAAAAAAAAAUAUAUAUAUAUAUAUAUCCACGCAUAUAUAUCUAUCUAUCUGAGGAAACAGAGGACCUCGGAAUCUGUAGCAAGGUCUCCACUUUGGAAAAGAGAAACGGCAACAGCGGAUAUGCAGGGCGCUAAGGAGAGCCCCCACCACCACCACCACCACAAAAACAGAACGAGAAAAAGACGGUUUUCUUGACUAUGUGGAGGCAAGUUGAAUGAACAGGGAAGGGAAGAGAGGAAGAAGGAGAGAAAGUGCAGAGAGGAAAGAUUGUAGAAGAGAGGGAAAGACGGAGAAUGUUCAGGAAAAGAAGCCUGGACAGGAAAGAGGGGCCCUCAGGAUGUGUCGACAUCAGUCCUGUUCAGGGAGGCAUUUGACACAGGAAGGCUUGGCCCCAGAGGUGGCAUUAGGUGACACACUUAGAAUUUCUCCCAGUCUGGAGUGGUCACAUGGGGGAGAACAGACAGAGGGGGUCAGGGUCAGCAAAUGAGGGCUUGACCCCUGACCUUCCUCACCUCUGACCCCCAGAGGCGUGUCCUCCUCCAAAUUGAGUCCAUGUGUCCUGCUCCAAGUGCACUCCAUGUCCCCCCAAGCAGGCAGAUGAAUAGCCAAGCAAGGUUAGACAGAGGUUUUCCUAAGCAGACACACGGACACUAAGUGUGUGUGUUACACACUUACCAGCUGACUUUAUGAAUCCAUACACACAACACAGCCCAAUUAUGGAAAGACUUGUUCUUCCAGAGUGAUUGUAUAUCCACAUCAAAAUGUGAGGUGUCAGCCCCUCAUGGCAUUCAAUUUGCAACCAUCCUCUGUGGGAGAGAAUGAGCUGGAAACAAUCUGUGGGCUUGUAUUUAUCUUCAAGCCACCAUACAGUCAUGUGUAGGAAUAUAAGUCUCUUUUCUUUCUCUUUCCUUCCUUCCUUCCUUCCUUCCUUCCUUCCUUCCUUCCUUCCUUCUUUCCUUCCUUUCUUGUAAAGUUUUGCAUUAGCUUUUCAGAGCUGCCCCUUUUCAGAGGCAUGGAGGAGCUUCCUCAUUCUGGGAAAACCAAGAAAAAACUUACUUCUUCUCAUAGCCUAUCUCCCUGAGCAAGUGCAACAUUUGGUGGGACACAGAAUGGGAUUUCUUUCUUUCUUUUUUUUUUGUUUUUGUUUUUGUCCUGAGUCCUAGGGUGCACCUGUGUUCAUACACUCCUCCAAACCAAGUAGAGGAGGACACUUAAGGGUGCCUGACUCCCCAAGACACCAGAAUAGAGCCGGCAUUUUCAAAGGCUGUGGUGGAGCAGGAGGGAGAGUGAAACAGUGAAGAGGGAGCUAGAGGGGAAGGACUUAACUACGGGGACAGAGUGCUUGCGACUGCUGAGGCCAGAGGGGCUGGAGCAGAAGGCAUGGAGGGCAGAGCUUGGGGGCUGGCUGCCUCCAGGCUUUGCAGCAAAGCCAUAGAAAAGGGGACAGAGGCCAGAGGAGUUCCUAGGACCCCCAUCCCAUAAGCCCUCUGAGACUCAGGAGGAAGGAGAGAGAAGAGGAAUUGGUUUUUAGAGGAGAAAUGAGCUGAAUCCAAGCUACAAAGAUGGGGCUGUGGGGCGCUUGACGAAAGUCUUAGACCAUAGGGACUGGACAAGAACAGAGCACGAGAGAGGCUGCUCAGUGGCUCAACAGUGGCCCCCCAAAAAGAGGACAAGACCGUGUCCUCAGAUGCCCAUCUGCAGCCUGCAAGGAGGAACAGAGUGUUUCAAGCCCUUACUUCAUCUGACCAGCCCAUGCUUUUCUCCCUGGAAUAGAGGAGAGAAGAAAGACUCCUCUGGCCCCCAGGACUAACAGGAAACAUAGAGGGGCUGUUAUUUGGUAGCAAGAUUCUAAAACCAAGAAAAAUCCCAUUCCAGCAUCUUCCUCCACGAACUUGGGGCUGUCCCCUGAGCUUGGACCAAGCUUCUGGGGACAGGGGACUUAGACUCUCUGAUCAAGGAGAACCCACCCUACAGUGAACACAGACCCUGCAUUCUCUCUUUAUGACAAGCCACCGAGAGACGCCCCCUACAACAUCCGCCUUAGGGCGGUGAAGAGGGACUCCAGAGAAUCGGGUGUCUUUCUUUCAGCCAGUGCAAAACGUGCAGCUGUGGCGCUAGAUGUCCCCCCACAUUUCUGGAUGGACAGUGACUGGGAAUAGAAGGGACUUGAUGGGGAUGGUGGCCCUGGGCUACUGUCCCAAGCUUAUAGACCUCAGUCCGAGGCCAGUAUUGCCUCCCUCCCCCCCUCUCUCUCCCUCGCCAUCUUUCUUUGGACCCUCAGCAGUCACCCAGGUGGGACCUGCCAUGUGGAUACUGGGGUGCCAUUUCCCCCCCUUAAAGAGACUAAGCCGAGAACUGCAUGUCCCAUUCUUCACCCCUCCCAAGGCCUGGACCUGAUUCUUAAGGCAGGUGGGGGUGGGAGGGAGUCUCCCCAACGCCACCCCCACCCCUGUCUACUGGAUUUUGAAUGGGCCUCUGUGGCUUUUGUUGGCUCUUUGCUGUCACCCAUACAUGGAGGUUCACGGCGGGCAGUUGCCUCAAGUUCUCACAGUCUGUACCCACUCACCCAACGCUGAGAGCCUCCAAUUUGGGGCUUGGGGUGGAGGACUCUGGUGUCACUCCCUAAGUUGAGUCCAAAGUAGGGAGAUCACAGGGAAGGGGUCCUUGGGGAAGAUGGCGCCCCUAACAGGAGGAGGGGAGAAUGGGGUGCUGCCAGCAACAAUCUCCUUGUCUCUGGAGACCUGAGAAUGAGGUCUCUGCUCACAGAGAGUUCAGACUCCAGAUUGUCUAGAUCCACCCAUCUAGAUGUUGUCUUCUUCCUAAAUCGGGUGUCUUCCCACUCCCUGUCCCCCUUUGACUCAUGCCUCACACCGGCAGGGAAGACCCCCUGAAGUCCCCCUCACACAUACACAAUGCUUCCAGAUGAUGGAGGGGGGGGGCAGCCAGGACAGAUGCUUCUCCCCCUUCCCAGAGUCACCACACCCACCCCAGGGCAGAUGGGGCAUCUGGGACUGAAGAGACUCAAGUUUCUCGACAGCCAGGCCUGAACUCACAGGCGUGGAGACAUUCAAACCCACACAGAGGGAGGAAGGGAGGCCCACGUAGUCAGCUGGGGACACCUCCUCUCCCCUCAGCCAUAUCUCACUCACCCUACGACCCCUGCCCCCCCCCCCCCCGCCUCCAGAGGAGGUGGCCCUGGACCCUGCAGUGCAUCAGAAGAAGACAAGGCUGCAUGCAUGAGUCGCAGGGCAGCUGCCAAGCUCCCAACCACCCCCGACACUGGCCUCAUUUCAGUGGCCAGGGAGACACCGGCUCUGGUCUGGGGAAGAAUCCCUGAGCUUCCAAGAGAAAGGAGGCUGAGACUAGAGGAGCUGGGGGUGGGGUGGGAUGGGGGGCACAGAGAGGGGGUUUUACCAGCCAGCCACCUGGGCAUCGUACUGUCUUCAUGUAUGAAAAACCACUACAGUGCAGAAGUGUCUUUUGCACUCACCUCCCCCUUCAGUCUUGUUUGUUCAUUUGUUGUUGUUGUUGUUGUUGUUGUUUUUUUGUAAACACGUUUCCUGGGUUUUCUCAUGGAGAAUCUAGUUUAGCCUUUCCACAAACUCUGGCCUCCUCUCAAACUCCUUUUGGAUGGGGGAAGAGAAGGUGGGGGUCAGACCAGAGGACUUCCAGCCACCCCUGUGCCCCCUCACCUCACACUCUGGACCCUCCAGCCACCUGCCUGAGUUCCACCCUUCCGCCAUCGUCUCCACACACACAGUAGCCCCCACGGAUAGACAGUUCAGACAGGAUUCCUUCAGAUGCCGAGUUGCCUGCCAGUUUGUUUUGGUUUUUAAGAAAAGCAGUAACCACAGCACAUGUUAACGGUAGUUCUUUAUAGUUUUGCAUACGUAUGUACCAUAGUUCUGUCCCUUUCUCUUGCUCUAUUUUUUUUUGUUUUAGUUUUAACUUUUUUUUUAUAAAUGCACAUAAUCUUGACUGGUGAAAAGAAUGAAAAAGAUAAUGACAAUAAACCAGCAAACAAAAUUGGUUUGCAGGGAAUAAAAAAAAAAAAACCUGAAUGCAAAAGA